CAAGACUGGAGUCACCAGUUACAAGCUUAGAGGAAGAAAGAGCGGAAGAGCUCCCUGCCUCCCGUCAGGUGGUAAAAGGAGACAAUAACAAGGAUGGCUGAUGCACUGGGCAGCGUGACAAAGGCUCUCGAUAUUGUGUUCAAGAUCAAAGAGGCUGUGGAUACAGUUAAACAAAACGAAAAGGAUUGUGAACAGAUCAAGAAGCGUGUGGAGAGGGUCCAACACACGCUCACUCUGUUCCAACAGGAUGUGGAGCUGAUGAACUCCGCGGGGAGCCGCACUGCACUGGAGGCGUUGCGUGAGGUCCUCACCGAGGCCCUCGAGCUCGUCACAGGCUGCAAGGAAGAGACUAAUCUGUGUUGUCUCCUCAUAAAGGCUGGGGAGGUGUCCAAGAAGCUGAACAAGGCAGACCAGACCAUAUCUAAUAUAAACUCUGAGGUGUCGCUUACCAUCAUGCUCUGCAUUGCGCCGCACACCACCAAGCCACUUAAACUCUACCAAGCACCGGAUGAACAUGGCCGUUCGCUGCAAUUGGUCAAACAAACACGAAGCGUGCCACCUACUAUUUCUGAAAUUGCGGUGGAAAUCAAGGUAGCGGUGGACAGAGUCCAGAGGAACAAGGAAGAGUGCAUUGAAGUUGAUAAGCGUGUGAAUGGUGUCAAUGCCCUCCUUUCACAGUUCGGGAAUACAGAACUAAUGAAGGACCCAUCCAUGAGUGCUUCAAUAGAGAAGCUCCAUACGACCUUUUGCAUUGCUCGCACACUCGUCAUGGAGUGUCAGAAAAGAAAUAUUAUUUUCAUUCGAUCUGGUUGGGAGUUGUCCAAGCAGCUACGUGAGGUACUGGAUCAAAUUGAUCUUGCCCUUGAUGAUAUGAUCACCAUUAGUGCGAACUAUGCCUGUACAGUGUGAAAGUCAUCUGCCCUAAAUCUCAGCUUCCCAAGUGCAGAUUUGAAGUAAAUGAUCGGGGCAAAAAUAUGGUGGCCAAACCGUUCAUGAGCCAUGACUACAGUAAUCGCGCAAUUUGUCCGAAUCAAGUUGGACAGUUGAUGGGUUGUAUUACACAUAUCGAUGAUUGUCUACUUUGGCAACAUUAGUGGUCAUCAGCUUGCGCAAGUUCUUUGUGAAACUCAUAACUAGGUAUCCAUGAUUUUUAUCUACGAAGAAAAGUCUAGAAACAGCAUGUCUGGUCUUUUGUUCCCUCCAUGUAUUAUGGGCGGCUGUAUGAGAAUAUACGGAGUAUUUGUAUGUUGAUAUAUCUAUGACAGUGUUCUCUGCCUUA
Triticum aestivum (bread wheat) is the source of this 1279-nucleotide messenger RNA. RefSeq lists its product as uncharacterized. The record is from RefSeq and is a predicted model, not a curated record. Lineage: Eukaryota; Viridiplantae; Streptophyta; Magnoliopsida; Poales; Poaceae. The transcript has 5 exons. Bases 94 to 909 code for a protein of 271 amino acids. Gene Ontology annotation, biological process: cell surface receptor signaling pathway.